AUGGUUCGUCGUCGUAUGGCUUCACCGAAACCAUCUCCACCAGUACAUCGUCGUACAUCAUCGCCGAUGACUGCACGUUCUCCUCAAUCAGUACCAAUGCAGACAAGCACGCCAAUGGCACCAAGUGUAACACCAACUGCACAAUUUGGUAUGGCACCACCAUCACGUGGACCUGGAUUGAUGGGACAGAUGGCUGCAACGGCUGGUGGUGUUGCUAUCGGUUCUGCGGUUGGUCAUGCAGUUGGUAACAUGCUAACUGGUGGCAAUGGUCAUGGAAACAACGAUGAAAUGGUUCUCUCUGGAAAGCAGCAGAUGGAACAACAGCAACAGUACAGAAAUCCAUGUGAAUUCGAGUGGAAACAAUUUAUAGAAUGUACUGAAACACAGAAUGACCUCAGCUUAUGCCAAGGUUUUAACGAAAUUUUCAAGCAAUGCCGUGCGAAGAAUCCAUGA
Acanthocheilonema viteae is the source of this 453-nucleotide messenger RNA. The record is from the annotation of a GenBank genome assembly. Lineage: Eukaryota; Metazoa; Nematoda; Chromadorea; Rhabditida; Onchocercidae.